CAGAGGCAAAGGGGAAGGAAAGAGGAAACAAGAAAGCGACGCAAAGGCAGAAUUGUGGGCACCUCGUUAUCACGGGAUGGGCCUUUAUCUUCGUGGCCAUUCCUCCAGGGGUGACAGACUGGGUGAGAGCGGAAACGUGGGACCGAAGGGUCAGGGGUGUGGGGGGGUGACGUUUCCUUAAAUAAAAUGCGCGUUACAUUUAAAAUCGCUUUUCUGAGUCCGCCUGCAUAGUUUAAGCAACAGGGAGAGUUUUAGUCAGGGGGAAAAAAAGAAGUGCCGAGGAAUGCCCCGAGGAGAAAACUCCCGGUCGUACCAAGAGUUCAAUGAUGACGAGGACUAUGACGAAGGCAACACACAAGACUCCUUUGACGACAUCAAUGAGGAUGAGGACCUGGGGACCGAGGAGCCCGACGGCAUCGUUACACAGGAGGAUGACGCCCGGGGGAGCAGCCCGCCCAUGAGGUUCAGCAAGAUCUGUGUGAAGAACGUGUUCACGGUGGUGCUCAUCUUCAUCUACCUGCUGCUGACUGCCGUGGCCGUCUUCCUGGCCUACCAGACCAUCUCUGACUUUUUGGAGAAAAUGAGCCAGCCCGUCAUGUCCGUCACCUACAAAGAGGUGGACUCGUUUUCUCCCCCUGGUAUUGCCCUGUACCCCACCAACGCCCAGCUGCUGAGCUGCAAGCACCACUACCAUGACUACAUUCCACCUUUGGUGGACCCAGGCAAGCCUCAAGAAGGGGACUGCGAAACCACUGAAGUGACCUACAUGGGGCCGUUCGCCAAUCAGACAGCGAAACGGGCCCUGGUGGUUCGCGGCCCCUCCGACGUGAGGAACAAGGAGCUCAUCUUCAUGCAGUUCAGUCAGAAUGAAACGCAGGAGGACUUCAGCGCCAUCACUUACAUGCUGUUUGCUCGCUUUAGCGACUUGAUCGAAAGUGCAAACAAGUCAGAGUUUAUGAGGGACUGCGAGAGAAAUUACUCCAUGUGGACCUUUUCCGGCGGAUUCCGAACCUGGGUCAAAAUGUCUUUCGUGAAGACCUAUGGGAAAAGCGAGGAGGCCGCUGAAUUUCGGCAAGAGUCGGCUGUGGUGAAAUUCAACGACAAGAGGCCCGAACAAGAGCAAACCAAUCAGCUCUUCUUUGCCGUCUUUGAGUGGCGGGAUCCUUACAAGCAGGAGAUCAGGCUGAUAGUUACUGCGAAUCCCUGGAGCUCCAUAGCCAUCCUCUGUGGGGUCUUCAUGGCUCUCUUCAAAGCUGCGAACUUUGCCCACUUUACCGUAAAAUGGAUCAUAAAGAUGCGGAAGAGACAUCUGAAGCAUAAAGAAAGGGAACUAAACCAGAUGAACUGAAACGCUACAAAAUGUGUUGGUGACACAACUCUAAAGGGAUACUGAUGAUCCAUGGGACCAAACAUCGCUUGUUUUUUUUGCCCACAUGUGUAUUUCGAUGUCACUAAAUUGACUUUUUAGUUAGCACUGGUUUCAAUGAUUAAUAGUAAGUACAUUCUUAUUGAUGGUGUUUCACCUGCCCUCACAUUUGAACUGACAGUGAGCUGAUAAAUUGCUCAAUUACCUGUCGCAAAGCAAAUACCUCUUUCCCCAUAAGCAGCUAUCACAGGCUUUUUUUUUUAAGGGAGCAUGUCUCAUGUGUCUUUAAAGCAAUUGAUUAUAUUGUGAAUAUAUAGUUCAGACUGGUGAUAUGUCUCUAUUGGCUGUGAUUCAGGACAAGUAAUUGUUUUCUAAACCUGAAACAAACUGACACUAUGGUGGACACUCAAAAGUGAAAAAUAGAGAUCUUCAAAUUUUAACUAUACUUUAAUAGUGAUAUUUUUUAUGUUAUUUCUUUACCGACUUGCUCCAAAAAUAGCUACUGAGUCACGUUAUUUUAAUCUUUGCCAAGUCAGAUGUAUUGUACAAAUCUGCUUCCAUUCCAGCUAAUGUGCAUGAGUCAUUUCCCCAAAAAAGCCAAAAACUACUUGCAUUUCGCUUUUUUUUUUUUUUCACACUGAGUUGAAACUUUUCUUUAUAUCCCUUCACCUUUUUGUAAGCAUCUAAAACUUCAUUAAAAACUGUGAUAGAAACCUGGAUAAGGCCUCAUCUACAGAAGGGACACAUAGGCAUUAUGUACACAUAGAUCGUCAUUCUUCUGUAGAGGAAAAAGUUGUUCUCACCCCAAUAAAUUGUGAAACCACAAGUUUUUAGCACAGAAAACUUAAAGAUACUUAUUUCUAGUACUGAUAAAUUAAUUGGGACUGUAAGUGUAUAGUGCUUUUAAAGAAAAAAUAUGUUGCGUUGAUAUUUUUAAAGAAAGGGAAACUUCUUGCGUGCACAGAAAAAUGUUUCCGUAAUCUAAGACACUAUAAGGUUAUUUUCUACAGAAAUCUCAGGUGUCAAACUCAGAAAUUGUGAACUUUAUUAAAACUUUUGCUGGUCUUUGUGUCGAUACAACUAUUUUAAAGGAAGUGUUGUGUGUUACCUUUUUUACUUUUUACAAUAGAAAAAGGAAUCAUCUUGGUUCUAAAAAGAGAUUAUUUCAAUCUGCUGUUUGUUUUUUAUUGCGCCAGGUCAAUGUUGUGGUGUCAGGGCUGCUGUUUUCAUCUGAUUCUAAGACAAUGUUGCUGUGUAAUUUAACUUAAAGUUGUAAUUUGCUGUGUCACUCUUGCAUGUAAAGCUUUUUGGGAUUUGGAAAUUAAAGAUGCUCCUGUGCCCGAAACGUUAUUUCAUGGACUUAGUCCAGAAUCGAGAUGACUUUUUAUCCUUUUAGAUACCGACGUUUUUCUAGUGAACUGUCUGUUUUCCCAGCGAAAUAAAAAUCGAGAUUUUUCUAAUAGUG
Molecule: messenger RNA, 2831 nt
Organism: Menidia menidia (Atlantic silverside)
Lineage: Eukaryota; Metazoa; Chordata; Actinopteri; Atheriniformes; Atherinopsidae
Source: the annotation of a GenBank genome assembly